GGAGUUGAAAUAACUUGUUUGAUAGGUUUUGUAUAUUGGAAAAUAGUAUCUUUUAGUUGGUUAUUGGGUAGUUUCUAUAAUCUAGUUGCCUUCUGAUCGUAAGUGUUUUGAAUUGAUUGUUAUCCGUCUCCUUUACUGUAUUUUAUCAAAGUUUAUAUUGGAUAUGACUGGUCACUCUUUGUUUGGUUGUAUAGAUGCUUUGUAUCAAAGAGAAGUUGAAGCAACUUUCUCUCUUCAGUUUGUUGAUCCAGGCUCCAUCAAGAACCCAUCGGAUUCAUCCUCUGUACAGUUGGGUAGUUUUUGGUCGCCUCCUCCUUCUUCUUCGUACGAGACCACUCAACCUGCUUCUAUGAACUUGACUGAACAUAUUGUGAUCCCAACACAUCAAGAUACGGACUUGAUGAUACCUAAUAACAAAGGUUCUUUGGAGUUUCAGAAUAUCUCCAACUCUAUGUCGGUCUCUUCCUUAUCUCAAAACACGGAACGUCAGCAACCCAUCCAAAUGAGACUUCAUGGCAACAUUGCUCAAGUCUUGCGUCUUAUUCGGUUACUUACGGUUCCUAAUAGUACUUUGGAAAUGACAGGAACAGUAACUUUUUCGUUAAAGUUAAAUGAAGAGGAGCAAAAAUAUUUGUGUGAAAGUGAUGAGAAGACUUGUUUUCGUUGGAUAGUUUCAAGAAGUGCAGCUGCAGUACAUUUAGAAUGUGCUUCUUGUUCAGGAGAAUCUUCACAUAUUAUCAUUUCUGGCAAGUUUGAAUGUGUGAUCAAAGCCUAUGAUUUAGUUGCAGAGUUGUUGGAUCCUCAAAAGAGAGGAAAGCAUCCUUUAGAAGUGGAGAACAAGUCUCAUAAUAAUGAAGUGAAGCAUAGCUUUGGUUUGGACUCUACUUCGGAGUUUCCAGCAGUAUGGCUUACUUUACAAGAAUCGUCCUUAGCAGAUCCAUUUUCUUCUCGUCAACAGUCUCCAGUUUCACGUCAAUUUUCGGAUUGGAUUGUUCCUCCUUCGUUAGUUCAUUCACAUAAUUUGAGCCAUCAUCAUUCUACUACUUCCAAUGCAGCUUCUUCUCAUACAUUUCUCUCUUCUUCUGCUCCUUCUCCUAUUACUAGUCAUACAUUAUCUUCCAUGUCCCAUACGAAUAAUAAGAAAGAUGAGAUUAUCAGUCGUUCACUUCCUAUUAGUGCUGAUUUAGGAGGAGUGGUAGUUGGAAGAGGUGGAACCAUGAUCAAUAGAGUUCGUCGUGACUUUGGUGUCGAAGUGGAUAUCAAUCCUGGAGAAACUUCUGUACGAUUGAGAGGUCCUAAAAGUGCAGUUGAUGCAGCUUUUCGCUUUUAUGAAAAGAAGUUGGAACAUGCAUUGAGAAAAAGAGGAGAGUUUCAUAUUUCACCUACACAAUUUUCAGAAGAAACGGAAUCUCUUGAAGGAGGAAGUGCAAGUUGUUCACCAUUUUCAUUGCCAAAUACGACAACCUAUUCUCAUCAUCCUUCAGCUUCUCCUCCACAUUCCAUUCCAAGUUGGAUGCCAGUGAAUGACUCACAAUUUGAUGAUGGCUUUGCAGGUGAUCGUAAUCUAUUUGGAGAAAUAUUGCCUAAUAUUCGUCAUCGUCAUUGGUAAAGUAUUUCGAAUGGAGGAUAUGCUGGUUCCGAUAUCCAUAGAACUAAGUAUUCGUUCAGAUUUUGUGUUAGAAAAGGAUUCUUUUCGAAACUAUUUGUAUAUAGUUGGCUUCCUUUGUGUUAGAAAGAGUACGUCAACAGAGGGUCUCAACCCUCCUCCAAAAGAUAUACUACACUUUACGACAUCCUUUCACUCACUUUCC
Messenger RNA from Galdieria sulphuraria, 1811 nucleotides. RefSeq lists its product as uncharacterized. The record is from RefSeq and is a predicted model, not a curated record. The transcript has a single exon. Bases 164 to 1609 code for a protein of 481 amino acids. NCBI's taxonomy places the organism in Eukaryota, Rhodophyta, Bangiophyceae, Galdieriales, Galdieriaceae. Gene Ontology annotation, molecular function: RNA binding.